ACACAAAUCAAGCCAAUAUUUCUGGAGUAUUUUUCUUCCCGCCGACAGCAUCCGCUGUCAUCAUCUCGCCGGAAUAAAACCAUGGAUCGGGCUGUGCCGCCUCAAUGCUGCUACGUGUACGAACCAGAGAGCGAGUGCAUCGCAAAUCCAUUUUGCCCUUCUCUGCGUUCUUGGAUACACACACAAAGACAACUACGUCCAAGAAUAAAAGAUGGAUCUCACCUCCUCAGAGCACCACAUCUCGUUCCACAUCUCCGCUGCUCCUCGCUCGUAGGUACGCUUAGUCUCGUGCCAUGGCAGACGUGAGCUUCUUCGUUGGAAUUCUCGGUAAUGUGAUCUCCAUACUGGUCUUUGCCUCUCCGAUAGGCACUUUCCGGAGGAUUGUGAAGACGAAGUCCACUGAGAGCUUCAAAGGGCUUCCUUACAUCACCACCUUGCUCAGUACCUCUCUAUGGACUUUCUAUGGCCUCCUCAAGCCGGGAGGCCUCCUCGUCGUGACCGUCAAUGGCGUCGGCACCGUGUUGCAGGCCAUCUAUAUCAUUCUCUUCCUCAUCUACGCUCCCAACGACACGAGGGCGAAGAUGGCGAAGUUGGUGGGGAUGCUUAACGUGUGUUUCUUUGGGGCCGUGGUGGUGGUCACCCUCCUUUCGGUCCAUGCCAGCAUGAGGCUUCUUGUGGUGGGUUUUCUGUGUGCAGCACUGACGGUUGGGAUGUAUGCUUCACCCAUGGCAGCGAUGAGCACAGUGGUGAAGACAAAGAGCGUGGAGUACAUGCCCUUCUUCCUCUCCUUUUUCCUGUUCCUCAAUGGCGGGGUUUGGAGUAUCUACUCGGUGCUUGUAAGGGACUUCUUCAUCGGUGUUCCCAAUGCUAUUGGUUUCGCCCUGGGCUCAGCGCAGUUGGUCCUCUAGGCGGUGUACAGGAGGAAGAAACCGGCGGCAAAGGCGACCGAGCUGGAGGCGGAGGAGGAGGGAUCGGCUCACCUCGUCGGCCAUGUCGAGAUGCAAGGAUUCGAGGAGAGCAACAAGGCGUCCCAGCACAAGCACCUGAACAAAGGGAGCAGCCUACCGAAGCCGUCGGCGGUGUCCCGCCAACUAAGCUUCCAAAAGAUCGUGAAGUCCGUCUCGUUGACUCCUUAUGAGCUCCACAUUAUCUGGGACCAGAAUGAUCACACGGCCAACUGAGGUGCCGGAAUCCGUCAAGAUGGAGCUCAACAUAGCAGAUGUAGGAUAUGUAUCUUUGUUAGGGAUGGAGCUCCAUAUAGUUUACUUGAUAGGGUAACUUAUGUUGGCUUCUUUGAUCAAUGAAUCACAAUGUACCAUGCCAUAAGAAUUAUAUCUUUUCUUGAGAUAAAUUAUUGAUUAAAAGUUUGA
This is a messenger RNA of Musa acuminata subsp. malaccensis (wild Malaysian banana), 1370 nucleotides long. Its product is annotated as bidirectional sugar transporter SWEET16-like. The record is from RefSeq and is a predicted model, not a curated record. Gene Ontology annotation, molecular function: sugar transmembrane transporter activity. Lineage: Eukaryota; Viridiplantae; Streptophyta; Magnoliopsida; Zingiberales; Musaceae. Gene Ontology annotation, biological process: carbohydrate transport. Gene Ontology annotation, cellular component: membrane.